Molecule: messenger RNA, 4025 nt
Organism: Condylostylus longicornis
Lineage: Eukaryota; Metazoa; Arthropoda; Insecta; Diptera; Dolichopodidae
Product: SWI/SNF complex subunit SMARCC2-like
Exons: 7
Coding region: 86-3400 (1104 amino acids)
Biological process (GO): positive regulation of DNA-templated transcription
Cellular component (GO): SWI/SNF complex
Molecular function (GO): histone binding; DNA binding
Source: RefSeq, a predicted model, not a curated record
UGUCAAAUUAUUCUGACGACUGACGAGUGUUUUUAAAGCGUCAUAAAAAAAAUAAAUUUUAUUCAAAUCUAGAAAAAAAAUUAAAAUGGUUACACUAGGUCCUAAAAAAGACGGGGGACCCAAUUUGGAGUUUUUCCAAUCUGCAGAAAGUUUACAGGGGUUUGAAACUAUUCGUCAGUGGUUACAAAAAACAUGUAAAAAGACUAUUGCAUGUAGUACGGAAUCCUUAACUAAAGAAUCUCUCUCACAACUCGUUAUUCAGUUUUUACAAUAUCAAGAAGCGAAAUUGGGAAAAAAUGCUCAAGAGCCACCAACAUUGCGAAUACCAAUGCGAUUUUUUCAUGACUUUAAACCUGGUGGUGGGCUUUGCGUGAUUUUGUCAACUAUGUUUCGUUUUCGGGCAGAACAACGUGGGAAGAAAUUUGAUUUCAGUAUAGGCAAAAGCACUUCUAGAAAAGAUCCUAAUAUCCAAAUGAUUAUGGAUAUUGAAUCAGCAUUGGUUGAAUCUGAAUUAUAUCGGUUGCCCGAAGUAUUUCUACGUCCAGAAAUCGAUAAAAAUUUAGUAAACAAACUAAAAGAUAUUCUGCAAGCUCGGCGAAUUGAAAUUGCAGAAGAGGAAGAUGAGGCUACCCAUGUUGUAUACCCGAUUGUUGAUCCACAUCCGGAUGAGUAUGCAAGACCAUCGUUCAAACGCGGCGGUAACAUCAUGCUCCAUUGGUACUGCUUUCCUGAUUCUUAUGAUUCAUGGGUUCCCGCUUCGCAAUUAGAAAUACCAGACAACAUUCCGGAUAAUCCUGCAUCACCUGACGAUAAAAUCAGAGUGUCAGCUUCAUGGAUUUUAGAUUUGGAGCAAUACAACGAGUUAAUGAUUGAGGAAGACUACGAAGUUGAUGAACAAGGAAAGAAAAAAAUGCACCGCCUCAGAUUAUCAGUCGAAGAUUUGAUGUCUGCAAUGGAAGAUAAAAAGCGACAUGCUCCUGCAAGUAGUUCUAAGCAGAAAAGGCGCAGAAGUCCGUCUCCAACAGCAAAAUCUGGAAAAAGAAAGCGUUCUCCGGCGGCAUCAACGAAGAAAUCCCGUGUUGGAGAAGGUGCAGAAGAUGAAGAAGAUUUAACUCGCGAUAUGGAAGAUCCCCAACCCGAACCAAACAUAACCGAAGUAAGUAAAGCUCCAGUUCCGAACUCAUCAACAUCAAGUCCAGCACCUGGAUCUAAAUCAAGAGAUAAUGAUAUGAUGCCUAUUAAAGGUGGAACUGUCACUGAUUUGGAUGAAGAAAUGGCGGCAACUGCAGCUGGAGAAGACUCGCAAACAGGAAAAACCAGUGAAAAUAGUGCUACUCAAGAGUUUGCUCCUAAAGACGAUAUUGAAGAUAAUGUUACAGAACAAACUCAUCAUAUAAUUGUGCCAUCAUAUUCAGCUUGGUUUGAUUAUAACUCCAUUCAUGUAAUUGAAAAGCGUGCUAUGCCUGAAUUUUUUAAUGGAAAAAACAAAUCAAAAACUCCAGAAAUAUAUAUGGCUUACAGGAAUUUUAUGAUCGACACCUAUAGAUUAAAUCCAACAGAAUAUUUAACAAGCACAGCCUGUCGUCGCAAUUUGGCUGGCGAUGUUUGUGCUAUAAUGAGGGUACAUGCCUUUCUCGAGCAAUGGGGUCUAAUCAAUUAUCAAAUUGAGGCAGAACUUCGGCCGACACCGAUGGGCCCUCCUCCGACUUCUCAUUUUCACAUAUUAAGUGACACUCCAUCAGGUUUGCAGCCAAUUAAUCCUCAGAAAACUCCGCAACCAUCAGCUGCUAAGGCAUUAUUUGAUUUAGACAAGAAACCUAAAGUUGAAAAAGAUGCAGAUCCCGUAACAACAUCUACUGGCACUACGCAGACAACAACUGUCAGCACUACAACUACAACUACAGCAGCAAACACCACCGCGGGUACAACCACUACACCUGCCACAACUACAACUACCACGACGGUAGCCACUACUAGUGCUUCAGUUACUGGACCACCUACUCCAACGGUAAUUCCUCAAAUUAAAGUUGAACCUGGACUUGAUACCUGUGGGCAAUUUGGACUACGGCUAGACCAGUAUGCUAAAAAGCCAGCGGCAAUGCGUAAUAAAACUGCUGCAAGUUUGGCUCGAGAAUGGACAGAUCAGGAAACUCUUUUGUUAUUGGAAGGAUUAGAAAUGUAUAAAGAUGAUUGGAACAAAGUAUGUGAACAUGUUGGUUCUAGGACACAAGAUGAAUGCAUUUUGCAUUUCUUACGGUUACCAAUUGAAGAUCCGUAUUUGGAAGACGAUGGAGGGUUUUUAGGACCUCUAGCACAGCAACCAAUUCCGUUCAGCAAAUCUGGAAAUCCCAUAAUGUCCACAGUUGCUUUCUUAGCGUCUGUGGUUGAUCCAAGAGUAGCUGCAGCCGCAGCAAAAGCUGCCAUGGAAGAAUUCGCUGCUAUCAAAGACGAGGUGCCAUCAUCUUAUCUUGAUGCUCAUAUUAAGAAUGUAGAAAAAUCAAAUAUUGGUGGAAAAUUUGAUCCUUACGCCGGUUUGACUGAAAGUGGUAUAGCUGGAACUGAGGAAGAAGAAGAUAGGUCGCAGACAGGGCAUGAUGAAGAAAUGAGGGAUUUAUCAAAAAAAGAUGGAGUGGAGGUAAAAACUGAAAACGACAAAGAAUUGAAACCUGAAGAAUCGUCUACGGAAUCCUCACAAUCAACCGCUACGAGCACAGAGGCUACGAACGGGUCAAAAGAUAAUGGGGAUGGAAAUCGUAAACAACAACUAUUUAAUGAAUCUAAUUUACAAGCUGCAGCUUCUGCUGCUUUGCAAUCAGCUGCUGUAAAAGCUAAACAUCUAGCUGCUUUGGAAGAACGUAAAAUAAAAUCUCUUGUAGCUUUAUUAGUUGAAACUCAAAUGAAAAAGUUGGAAAUAAAACUUAGACAUUUUGAAGAACUUGAAACUACAAUGGAAAGAGAAAGGGAAGGUCUAGAAUACCAACGUCAACAAUUAAUCACAGAAAGACAACAAUUUCACUUAGAACAACUAAAAGCUGCUGAAUUUCGUGCAAGACAACAAGCACAUCAAAGGCAUCAGCAAGAGCAACAAGGUAGUCAAUGGCAACAAAGUGCGAGUGGUCCAUCAACAACUACUUCAUCUACUGCAACUACUGGAUCAACAACCACCUCUAACGCCUCGGGAGCAAAUUCUUCAACAUCACAAACUACAACUGCUGCCUCUACUGGUAGUUCAAACACGAAAUCGAAUACAACACCAUCAUCAAGCAACACAAAUGAACAAACAGGAAGUACUGCAUCCGAAGCUUCGCCUGGUGCUGAGUCACAGUCAUCAUCGAAUACGCCAACAACUUCAGCUAAUAUUAAUCAACCGCCACCAUUGCAACCUCCAACACAACCUUAGGAUAUAUCAAUGCCUAUUAGGGCCAUCAGAAAAUUUCGCGGUGGCAUGUCUGGAGGAAGUUUUACAUUAAUUUAGAUUUUUAAUUUUAGUAUAAUUCAAUUAUUAAGAUAGGUUCUAUUUAAGUUUAAGAAUUUGUCAUUUAUUUCAAAUGUAUUUUAAACAUAUUUCAUAUUUCUCUCGUUCUUUUUUUCCUUUUAAGAAAAAUUAAACAAAAAUUUUUUUUUGUAUUGUGUAUAUUAUAAUUUCCAUGAAGCAACCGUAUAAAUAUAUUUUAGGUCUAUAUUUCAAAAGAUAUAAAUUAUUUUUAUAGGAAUUAAUGUGAAGGAAAAAUACAGUUUGACUAAUAGGCAUGAUUAAAUAAAAAUCAAAAUACAAUUUACCAAACCAAAUUGAAAAAUCAAUUUAAAAAAUAUAUAUUAUGUGUAUGUAAAAGCUAGGAGGUUUAAUAAUACCUCAUUUCAUCAACAUUUUCAAUUUUAACCUAAUAAAAAUAUAUAAAAUAAUUGGAUGAUUCAUACGAAAAAUAAAUAUUAAAAGUAGUAUGUAUACAUAUUUCAAGAAAAAAUUUAAUUACUCAUUUUAAUCAUUGUAACUCAAUAGUAUUAAAAAUAAAAAUUAAUUACCC